AUGCAAUUACAUUAUUCUUUAAGUGCGUUAGUGCUCACUAUAGCCAUGCUCAUCAUAGAUGUCGAUAGUUUCAUGUUUAACUUCAACCAACAACAGCAACAGCAACAGCAACGUCCAAAGCUAGAACCUUAUGAAGAUAGAGUAUUAGAUAAUGAAUGUAAAAACUAUUUAUGUCCAGUGACACUUGAAUGUGUUUUAUCAAAAUCCGAUUGCCCUUGUCCUUUCCCAAAAUCACAAUUGAAGUGUAUUCUUCCAAAUGAAGAAACUAUGUGCAUAUCAAAACCUGCAACACAUGAUCAAAAGAUAAAUAAGAUCUAUGAUGAUCCGGUAGAAGGCCCCAAAGCCCACAUUAAAGGUAUGAGAGACUGUGGUUGGGUUUUGGAUACAUAUGCUGGUAAAUAA
This is a messenger RNA of Maudiozyma barnettii, 402 nucleotides long. RefSeq names its product Lcl2p (gene LCL2). The transcript has a single exon. Bases 1 to 402 code for a protein of 133 amino acids. NCBI's taxonomy places the organism in Eukaryota, Fungi, Ascomycota, Saccharomycetes, Saccharomycetales, Saccharomycetaceae. The record is from RefSeq and is a predicted model, not a curated record.